AUGUAUAGUGUACACGUGUUUUUGUACGUUGCAUGUAUGUUAAUAUGUGUAUACGCUGACUGUCCACACGAGCGCACGGGCUUGAAGAGACGGUCGGUUCCAUCAACAUGGAGCUCUGGAACACCUUCCGAGGGUGACAGUAUAGAAAUCAUAGAAAACAUACUGAUGGAUAUAUCACCCCCGGCAUUGAAGGAUAUAAAAUUACUAAAUGGUGGGAGCUUGACGUUCUUACCAGACGUUAAACUUACCCUUAAGGCUGCCAACAUCUACAUUAGUCAGGACGGUACUCUCGAGAUCGGAAGUGAGGACUGCCCGUACAUGGGGAAACUGACGAUAACACUGACAGGAAAUCGGGAAUUACAUCAAGGCGAAAAGCAUCCUAAAGCAAUACUUGUUGAGGCCGGGGGCACCCUGGAGAUUCAUGGAGAACCACGACUUCCAUGGACUAAAAUUACAAAAACUUUGUCCCCUCCAGACGGGUACGACAGCGGGAACUACUUUUACAAUCAUGAGUUUGAGGAAAACCAAAACACCAAUGAAUUCUGGUCUGGUGUUGUCGCUUAUACAUUUAUGUUUGACAACAACGGUGAACCAACUGUGAAAGAAUUCGAUGUAUAUCUGCUGCAAUGGCAUAACGACAAACUUGCUGGGCAUAUCAAUAGAGUUAAAGAUGGCGAAGUUUUAAUGAUGGCGAGUCAGAUACAGAUUGAGAGUGGAACCAGCACUGCAGCUUAUGAUGCGUUUGAGAGACUGCUUUAUGGAGAGGUUACCGGCAGCAGUAUAUUCAGGUCUGUCAAACAGGACGGAAGUACAUGGGCAUUUGUUUACCAGAAAGGUAAUCCAGACAGUUACUCCGAGGAAACAAAUCCCUUUGGAACCACCUCAAGGGCAACGUUUUGUACUCUCGCUGGUGUUUGUUUCAUGGCAGAGGCACGAAAAGGAGAUCCAGCCUGGGGCAUCUGGGACCAACAAGAUAAUUUCAUUGUAGGAAACAUUGAUGCUAUAUAUCCAUUGGCCGAGACUACAGACGAAGUCACCACUUGGCGUGAGGGUGAUCGUGUGAUAUUUGCCUCCACAGAUUAUGACUGGAAUCAAGCAGAGGAACGAAAAGUUGUUUCCUGUGAAGACUGUGAAAGCAAUCAGUUCCGGAUAGAUGGACCAGCUAAAUAUGUCCAUUAUGGCAAGGUUCUACAUGGUGCCCUUGAUAUGCGCGCUGAAGUUCUCCUGUUGAACAGAGAUGUCGUUAUACAGGGUGAAAUGGACGAGACCUGCCCGGCUUUCAAUGGCAACUGUGAAGAUGAGACCGUUCGUGGGCUAGAUACAUUUGGAGCACAUGUUAAGGUUCUGAAAGAUUACGCUAACGUGCACAUCGAAAACGCAGAAUUUUACAACGUUGGUCAACAGACAGACUUGGGGCGUUACCCAAUACAUUUUCACAUGACGUUAGAUAAGGUACCAGAUGCCACUGUUUCAUACAUCAGAGGAAAUUCUAUCCAUAAUUCAUUUGCAAGGUGCAUCACAAUUCACGGCAGCCAUGGAAUAGAAGUAAUUGACAACACAUGUUACAAUCACAUGGGUCAUGGGUAUUUUCUCGAGGAUGGAGGGGAAGAGAACAAUCUACUUGACGGCAAUUUGGCUAUGACAACACGAAAAGGCACGGGAACGUUAGAACCAGUCGACAAAACCCGCCCAGCAGGAUUUUGGCUCACCAAUCCUAACAACCGAUUCCGAAACAAUGUUGCGGCCGGGGGAGAGGGUACUGGAGUUUGGGUAUUGUAUCCGGAUGAACCUCUUCCCCCGUCAAGAAGCCAUCACAUCAUGGAAAAGUUUGAAGCAAAGAGAACAAUGAUACAGCAGUUCGAGAAUCAUGUAGCACAUUCAAACCUUCUGUUCGGGAUAAUGAUUGGAGACCGUGAGACUGAAGAAAGAGACGUACAUUGUUGUAAUGAAUGGCAACCGAGGGCAGACCCAAAAGAUGAGAAUUCAACACCGUUAGAUAUCAUACUCUUCAAAAUGACAGGUUACAAGAACAGGUUCACUAACAUCUGGAUAGAAGGUGGUCUACUUAAUGUGUCCCAUAUUUCAGUUGCAGACAGCUUAAAUGGUAUCUUUGUAACAAAUGAAGGUCAGCAAGAUAUAUUUGCCGGGCGGUUGAGUCACGCCGUCAUUAUAGGAGAAAGUGAGAACAAGGGUGUUCCGACGGAAGGAUUCACACGAAGUUUACCAUUUCCCUGGACUGAGGAAUGGAGGAUACAUCCCCAAUCUGCAUUAACAAUGUGGAAGGGACCUACUCAGUAUAGUGACAUAUGGUUUGAUGGUUUCACGACAAACAGUGUGUAUGACAUUGCUGCCAUUGCGAAGAAACGAGAGUCACCCUAUCCAUUUUCUGUAACUACACCAUUCAGGAAUGCAUUGUUUGCGUUUGAUGAUGAGGAGGGCGGUGGUAGGAUAGCUAUGUCAGGAGUAAGAGGUGUUGACGCCGGUUGGGAUUUCAAAGAGGACGGCGAGCUUGUUUCCGGUUUUACUUACUAUGUGGAAACGCCGGAAGGAGAAGAUAAAUUUUAUUUUGUCAAACCCGACCAUCUGUCAGCUGCGGCUGCUGACUGUGCCGUCCGUCCAAGCUGGAGGCUAGCACUCUAUACAACAAAGUACGGAAAUCUGAGAGUACUGGGAGGCUUCGAAGCUUUGAGUACUCGUGGAAUUUUCGUGCGCGAUGAUCUACCCAGCGCUCAGUUUGAAUUUGAACUGAAAAAAGACACCGGCCCUCAGGUGGUACUUGAUGGGAGUCGAACCUACACGUUUCAUAGUCUUGGACAGAUGCCUGACUGGAUCAGAUUCAGCGCAGACGGAAUAGAGACUGGUGAUUCACUGAGAAUCGGGAUAUGUACACCUCUAGGAGCAGCAUUUGAACUACAGACUUUCUAUCCCAACUUUUUCUGGACUGUAAGCCAGUUUACAAGAGUUAACUCCCUUGCAGAACUUGACAAGCCUGAUCCAAUCCUCGACGGAAAGAAAUUCUAUCUGGAUGAAACUACAGGGAUGCUGUAUUAUAAAUUUGUCGGUGCUACGACACGUGACCCUAAAGAGGCGGCGACAUGUGGUGGGGGAAAGUGUCCGGAACUUAUCCUUAAGGUGCAAGGGUCCGGACAGAAUGCAGACUGCCGAGAAAGGUUAUACGGAACUAAAAUGAACAUGGAAAAGCCCGCUCUUCAAACAUAUACAGAUGUUAUCCCAGCCACAGGUGGUCCUACCCCGCCGACAGGUUACGGAGCCGGUCCAACAAAACCGUUUCUAAACCGAGGACCAGUCGUUGGAACAAAUCUAGAAAAGGUUGAUGGUGGAUAUGGGCAGUGGUCUGGCUGGUCAAAAUGCUCGGUAACUUGCGGCGCGAUAGACGGUGGGUUCACAGACUGGACGAAAUGGAGUUCUUGUAAAGUAUUUAAUAAGGCUUUUUGUUCCGGAUUUUCCAAGAGGACUCGCAAAUGUUCAAACCCAAAACCUACUUAUGGCGGGAAAUCGUGCACAGGUGCAACACAAGAAAUAGAACCAUGUGAUGUCUGCUAG
Molecule: messenger RNA, 3564 nt
Organism: Mercenaria mercenaria
Lineage: Eukaryota; Metazoa; Mollusca; Bivalvia; Venerida; Veneridae
Product: cell migration-inducing and hyaluronan-binding protein-like
Exons: 23
Coding region: 1-3564 (1187 amino acids)
Source: RefSeq, a predicted model, not a curated record